Rhinopithecus roxellana (golden snub-nosed monkey) is the source of this 8238-nucleotide messenger RNA. RefSeq names its product synergin gamma (gene SYNRG). NCBI's taxonomy places the organism in Eukaryota, Metazoa, Chordata, Mammalia, Primates, Cercopithecidae. The record is from RefSeq and is a predicted model, not a curated record. Gene Ontology annotation, molecular function: protein binding. The transcript has 23 exons. The coding region runs from base 137 to 4384 and encodes 1415 amino acids. Gene Ontology annotation, cellular component: clathrin coat of trans-Golgi network vesicle.
CGUGGGCGCGCGGCCCCGCCCCAUCGCCCUGUCCGCGGCGAGGUGGGGCCUGGUGUUUGCCCCGGAAGUGGAUGUCUUCCUCUGACAGCUGCUGAUAAGGUGGCGGCGGCGAAGGCAGCGGCAGGUCGGGAGCAAGAUGGCGCUGCGGCCAGGAGCUGGUUCUGGCGGCGGCGGGACCCCGGGAGCCGGCGCGGGGGCCGCCGGGGGAGGCAGCUUCAUGUUUCCUGUUGCAGGUGGGAUAAGACCCCCUCAAGCAGGCCUGAUGCCGAUGCAGCAACAAGGAUUUCCUAUGGUCUCUGUCAUGCAGCCUAAUAUGCAAGGCAUUAUGGGAAUGAAUUACAGCUCUCAGAUGUCCCAAGGACCUAUUGCUAUGCAGGCAGGAAUACCAAUGGGACCAAUGCCAGCAGCGGGAAUGCCUUACCUAGGACAAGCACCCUUCCUGGGCAUGCGUCCUCCAGGCCCACAAUACACUCCAGACAUGCAGAAGCAGUUUGCGGAAGAGCAGCAGAAACGAUUUGAACAGCAGCAAAAACUCUUAGAAGAAGAAAGAAAAAGACGCCAGUUUGAAGAGCAGAAGCAAAAGCUCAGACUUUUGAGCAGUGUGAAACCCAAGACAGGAGAGAAGAGUAGAGAUGAUGCUUUGGAAGCCAUAAAAGGAAAUUUAGAUGGGUUUUCCAGAGAUGCAAAAAUGCACCCUACUCCAGCAUCGCACCCCAAGAAACCAGAUUGCCCCACAUCAUCUCAUUCUACUAAAACUGUCUCCCCAUCACCUGCCUUUCUUGAUGAAGAAGAAUUCAGUGACUUUAUGCAGGGACCUGUUGAAGUUCCCCCAUGUGGGCCUUCUUCCAUGUCCCAGCCCUUUCAGUCUUUCCAUCCCUCUACCCCACUUGGCCAGUUGCAUACACAGAAGGCUGGGACACAGCCUCUCCCUCCAGGUCAGAGACCAGUGCCUUUUGCCUUACAUGGUGUCCCUGGGCAAAUUCCUUACUUCUCUGCUGCUUCAGCCUCACACAGUGUACCAAAAGCAGGCCCUUCCUUGGAGGAGAAGUUCCUAGUAUCUUGUGAUAUAAGUACAUCUGGGCAGGAACAAAUUAAAUUAAAUACUUCUGAAGUUGGCCACAAAGCCCUAGGCCCAGGUUCCAGUAAGAGCCAUCCCAGUUUAACGGCCAGUAACGGGGGUGCUGUAGAUGGAUGUGUAAGUGGUACCACCACUGCAGAGGCAGAAAAGACUUCAGAUCAAAACCUGUCAAUUGAAGAGAGUGGUGUGGGAGUAUUUCCCUCACAGGAUCCUGCUCAGCCCAGAAUGCCUCCUUGGAUUUACAAUGAGAGUUUGGUUCCAGAUGCCUAUAAGAAAAUCUUAGAAACCACAAUGACUCCAACCGGAAUAGAUACUGCCAAACUGUAUCCCAUUCUGAUGUCAUCUGGGCUUCCCAGGGAAACUCUUGGACAGAUAUGGGCCUUAGCUAAUCGAACUACACCUGGCAAACUUACAAAAGAAGAACUUUAUACCGUUCUAGCCAUGAUAGCGGUAACACAGAGGGGCGUUCCUGCAAUGAGUCCUGAUGCUUUAAACCAGUUUCCAGCAGCUCCUAUUCCAACUUUAAGUGGUUUUUCUAUGACUCUGCCUGCACCGGUGAGUCAGCCAACUGUGAUACCUUCAGGCCCUGCGGGCUCCAUGCCCCUCAGCCUUGGACAGCCAGUCAUGGGUAUUAACCUUGUUGGACCAGUGGGUGGAGCUGCAGCCCAGGCUUCUAGUGGUUUCAUACCAACCUUCCCUGCAAAUCAGGUAGUAAAGCCAGAAGAAGACGACUUCCAGGAUUUUCAAGAUGCUUCUAAGUCAGGAUCCCUUGAUGACUCAUUCAGUGAUUUCCAAGAGUUGCCUGCUUCUUCAAAAGCAAGUAACUCCCAGCAUGGAAACAGUGCCCCUUCUUUGUUGAUGCCACUUCCCGGAACUAAAGUAUUGCCUUCAAUGGACAAAUAUGCUGUGUUUAAAGGAAUUGCAGCUGACAAGUCCUCUGAAAAUACUGUUCUACCUGGAGAUCCUGGUGAUAAAUAUAGUGCUUUCAGAGAACUCGAACAGACAGCAGAGAAUAAACCUUUAGGAGAAAGCUUUGCAGAAUUCAGAUCUGCAGGAACUGAUGAUGGUUUCACUGAUUUUAAAACAGCCGAUAGUGUAUCACCACUAGAGCCACCGACAAAAGACAAAACUUUUCCACCAUCCUUCCCCUCAGGAACUAUACAACAGAAACAACAAACACAAGUGAAAAAUCCUCUGAACUUAGCAGACCUAGAUAUGUUUUCCUCAGUUAAUUGCAGCAGCGAGAAACCAUUGUCUUUUUCAGCUGCGUUUAGCACAUCAAAAUCAGUUUCCACACCACAGCCAACAGGUUCUGCUACUGCUCCGACAGCAUUGGCAUCAACGAAAACUUCUAGUUUGGCUGAUGAGUUUGGAGAAUUCAACCUUUUUGGGGAAUAUUCUGGUCUACCACCUGUUGGGGACCAGGAUGACUUUGCAGAUUUUAUGGCUUUCAGUAAUAGCUCUAUUUCAUCUGAGCAAAAGGCAGAUGACAAAUAUGAUGCCCUUAAAGAGGAAGCCAGUCCUGUUCCUCUAACCAGCAACAUGGGCAGCACAGUGAAGGGUGGACAAAACCUAACUGCUGUGUCUACCAAGUAUGAUGUCUUCAGACAACUUUCUCUGGAAGGGUCUGGACUAGGUGUUGAAGACCUAAAAGAUAACACUCCUUCAGGAAAAAGUGAUGAUGAUUUUGCUGACUUCCACUCUAGUAAAUUUUCUUCCAUAAACUCGGACAAAUCCCUGGGAGAGAAAGCAGUGGCUUUCAGACACACCAAAGAAGACUCUGCAUCAGUGAAGUCCUUGGAUCUCCCUUCCAUUGGUGGCAGCAGUGUCGGCAAGGAGGACUCUGAAGAUGCACUCUCUGUUCAGUUUGACAUGAAAUUGGCUGAUGUGGGAGGAGAUCUUAAGCAUGUCAUGUCUGAUAGCUCUUUGGAUUUACCAACAGUUAGUGGCCAGCAUCCUCCUGCUGCAGAUAUAGAGGACUUAAAAUAUGCUGCUUUUGGAAGCUACAGUAGCAAUUUUGCAGUGAGCACACUUACAAGCUAUGACUGGUCAGACAGGGAUGAUGCAACUCAGGGCAGAAAACUCUCUCCAUUUGUCCUCUCAGCAGGAAGUGGAUCCCCCUCAGCCACCUCAAUUCUUCAAAAGAAAGAGACUUCAUUUGGCAGUUCUGAAAACAUCACCAUGACAUCUCUCUCCAAAGUAACAACCUUUGCAAGUGAAGAUGCUCUUCCAGAGACCACCUUCCCAGCGUUUGCCAGUUUUAAAGACAUGAUUCCUCAGACCAGUGAGCAAAAGGAAUAUGAAAGCAGAGACUAUAAAGAUUUCACAAGACAGGACCUGCCUACAGCUGAACGGAGCCCAGAGGCCACUUGUCCCAGCCCAGCGUCCAGUGGUGCCUCUCAAGAAACCCCCAAUGAAUGUUCAGAUGACUUUGGAGAGUUUCAAAGUGAAAAGCCCAAAAUCAGCAAAUUUGACUUCUUAGUAGCCACUUCACAAAGCAAAAUGAAAUCCAGUGAAGAAAUGAUCAAAAGUGAGCUGGCAACCUUUGACCUUUCUGUUCAAGGAUCACACAAGAGGAGUUUGAGCCUCGGUGAUAAAGAAAUAAGCCGUUCUUCCCCUUCUCCAGCUUUGGAGCAGCCUUUCAGAGACCGUUCCAAUACUCUGAAUGAGAAGCCUGCGCUGCCCGUCAUCCGAGACAAGUACAAAGACCUGACGGGAGAGGUGGAGGAAAAUGAGAGAUAUGCAUAUGAAUGGCAGAGAUGCCUGGGGAGUGCCCUGAAUGUCAUUAAGAAGGCAAAUGAUACCUUAAAUGGAAUCAGUAGUAGUUCUGUUUGCACAGAAGUAAUUCAGUCAGCUCAAGGCAUGGACUAUUUAUUAGGUGUUGUUGAAGUGUACAGGGUAACCAAGCGUGUGGAGCUGGGGAUAAAAGCCACUGCAGUGUGCAGUGAGAAACUCCAGCAGUUGCUGAAGGACAUCGAUAAAGUAUGGAAUAACCUAAUCGGCUUCAUGUCACUUGCCACACUCACACCAGAUGAAAACUCGCUGGAUUUUUCCUCCUGUAUGCUACGGCCUGGGAUUAAAAAUGCUCAGGAACUUGCCUGUGGAGUGUGCCUCUUGAACGUGGACUCCAGGAGCCGGAAAGAAGAGAAGCCUGCAGAAGAACAUCCUAAAAAAGCAUUCAACUCAGAAACAGACAGUUUCAAGCUGGCCUAUGGAGGGCACCAGUAUCACGCCAGCUGUGCCAACUUCUGGAUCAACUGUGUCGAACCAAAGCCUCCUGGCCUUGUCCUGCCUGACCUGCUCUGAACAACUCCUCUGUGAAGCACUGACUCUAUUUUUUUCUGUGACACCCCACGGGGUGACAGGGACCGAUCAAUAGAAUGCGAGCGCUGCACAGUUCACUUCCCUGAAUCGAUAUGAAGAACACCUCAAGCGAUGGGGCCCCCGUCAUCCCCACGGCCAGUCUGCGGGGCUUCAGGUAAAAUCGUCCCACUCAAGCGGCACGUGGCGCCAGAAGCUUGCUCACUUCUCUCUACUUUUCUUAAGAUUUUCUAAAACACAGACCACAGCUUUCUUGAUCUAAGGAAGAACUUGCUGCUGCCGUAUUGAAACUGUGAAGAACUGACAUUUGAAGAAAAAUAAACUACUGUUGCGGGACUAGAAUGGGCAGCUGUUUGGAGCCAGUGCUUGUUUUUACCUAGAACACUUACUGUCCUGUGAAGUAGAGUGCAUUUAUUUGCAUUUAGUUUGUUAAUGUCUGAAAUGAAUAAAAAGGAAAUUGCGAUUAAACUGAUGUUCUGCUUUUUAUGGAGAAGAUUCUGCCCGUCUGCCCUGGACAGUAGCAGGCAGGUGAGGGCAGAUUUUACCCACUUGGCUGUCACAACUGAACCAGUUCUCUACUCCUUCCCUUCAUUGCUGUCAACGCUCAAGACUUUUUCCCAAAACAUGCCUGCAGUCCUGAAGAAUGGCACUCUGCAGUCCUGAAGAAUGCUCAUUUUCACAGAGGCCCAAAUCCUGUGUAUUAGGAUAAUAUCCUUCCCCGCAGGAGCCUUCACUGCAAACCUGUUUUGCCACAUGCAAAGACCGUGACCAUGGAGUUUUCUCAGACAAGAUUUGUAAAGGCAGUGGAAUGAAAUCUCUUUGCAGUGGCCUCUCUCCAAAUUUCCAAAGAUGACUGCAUAGGGACCAACACUGCCUGACUUUGCAGUAUCUGUGAGAAAAACCUGAAAAUUAAUUCAGGGUGAAAAUGUGGAGUUCUUGGCCUAGUGUAAAGUAUCAAGAUGUAUAUUUAUGGGAUAGAUACAUGACUUAGAAGAAAAUUGUCCAGAAAUAGUACUGAGUUUUAGAUGGAAAAGACUCGUGCUUCCUGGAGUAGGGAAUUUUCUUUGCCAUUUAAUCUGAAUGCAUAAAAUUAGGGGGAAAAACUCAAGUGGCUAAGAGCUGUGAUUCCUAGGAAGAACGUACCAAUCUAGGGCACACAUCUCUCUGAACUGUUGAUUAUGCGCUUUAUGAAGAGAUUUUUCAAUCUCGUCUGCUUUACUUUGUGCGGUGUAGGCCCUCUGACCUAGACUUUUAUUUUUAAACCGAAAAAGUUGGUCUUGUCUAUAAUUGCUGCUUUUACAUAAUUUAUUUUCCCCUCUCAGAACAAAUUCUAUCUUGGUCCGUCUUAUAGCUUUUCCAUGUUCUCCAAGAAAGGUGUGGAACAUUUUCAUUAAACAGCUGUUGCUGAGGCUCCUGCUUGACCUUCUACAUGCCUGAAUGCAGAGAGAGGCACCGAGGAGAGACAGGCUUUUCUCACUCGCUCCCGAUGAUAGCGUCUCUGGCCAUUGCUGACUGAGACAGCUCACUCUGAAUUGGUACCUUUGGAGCUUUUGCCCGCCACAAGGCUAAUGGGGUGUCUCUUUAACAACACAGGUGGGACAGCUUGUGGCAGGCUUUCCCUGAGGCCUCGCUGCUUUCAUCCUGGGCAGCACCAGGUCCACAUGGAGCUGGAAUGCAAGCAGGCUUCUAAUUGGUCUUAAAAAAAAUUUUUUUUUUUUUUUGAGACGGAGUUUCACUCUCGUUACCCAGGCUGGAGUGCAAUAGCACAAUCUCAGCUCACUGCAGCCUCUGCCUCCCGGGUUCAAGCGAUUCUCCUGCCUCAGCCCCACGAGUCGCUGGGAUUACAGACAUGCGCCACCAUGCCCAGCUAAUUUUGUAUUUUUAGUAGAAACAGGGUUUCUCCAUGUUGGUCACGCUCGAACUCCCAACCUCAGGUGAUCCGCCUGCCUCAGCCUCCCAAAGUACUGGGAUUACAUGCGUGAGCCACCGCGCCUGGCCUAAAUUUCAUAACAGACCCAUGACAGCAGAAUCUACCUUUGCAAUAAGAAUGUUUCCCAGGAGUUAGAGACCAGCCCUGGGCAAGAUGGCGAGACCCCAGCUAAUUAUACAAAAAAUAAUUAGCCAGGCAUGGUGGAGUGCAUCUGUGGACAUUUGUGGUCCCAGCUACGAGGGAGGCUGAGGCGGGAGGAUCACAUGAGUCCAGGAGUCUGACAGUGACUGUUAAAAAUUUAUUUCUUUUUUACAACAGCCUAGAUGAUAAGAGAGAGACUCUGUUUCUUAAAAAAAAAAUAGUAAGUUUCCCAAUUUGAAAUGUUGCUGAAACGUUUUUUGAAAUGCUGUGUAGAUGCCUAUCGUGUCACAGUGGCCCAGUAUCAACAUUUUAAAAAGUAAGCUCACUUGUUAGCUGGGCUGGUUUCUUUUCCUGAGAAAUUCCAGAAUGCCUCAGAUACAAUUCCUUAGUAUAAUUCCCACUUUCCUUACCAAGAGCGAUAGGCUUAGUCACUCCGUGGGAGGUGCCACAGGAAAAUUCAGCAGACGUCAACAGAAAAAAAGCCUUUGCUAUGAAAAGUAUUCACUACCUUUCAUAUCUCUUGAAUACUUGAAAUGUUUAAUUAGAUGCCACCAAUAGGGAUCCAAGGAGUGUGGGACACCCUUGCGCUGCUUUUCUUUAUAAACAUUUAUUAUAAUGACUCAACACUGCAUUCAGCUUCACCUCAGCUCUUCCUGUUAGCCAGGAGCCCCGUGUCCUUGGAAACCGUAACCAAGGUUACUUAUUUCCAUACUGUGUAUUGUCAGCCCGCUUCACCCCACUGCUUGAAUGGCGAUUAAUAGCACUUUUCUUUUUUUGGUGGGAUGUUUUGCCUUUAAAAUUUUUAUGGCUUAGUGUGUAAUUUCAUUUUUGUCUGGACAGGCUUGAGAUAGAAGAGGUAUUGGAUAUAUUAGGAUAUUUUCCAUGCUUUAUUUUUCCUGUGGCUACUAGUUAGCAUUUCAAAGGGGUUGUGAAUUUUUAAUUAUUUGAAUAUUUUGUGUACAUACAGAUAUUUGAAGGGUUUUGGGGGGUCUUAUUUGUUUAAAGGUGUCUUCUGUUUGCCUGUUUAAUGUGGACUUCAGCUUUGCAAAGAUUAUAGGGCUGUAUGUUACAGAAAUAGGAGAUGCUGGCCCUGUGCUGGGGACCACUACAAAAAUCCCCCUGAACACCUUUGAGGUCAAAUGCCUGCCUUUGUGAACAGUUCAUAAACUGACAUUUUCAGACAUCUGCCAUUCAGAAGGGAGCACUGUAGCCUGCUGUAGACCAUUCCAGCAAAUGUCAGAAUGCAGGGCAAGAUGUCUAUCGACUGUGUUUUUUAAGUUUAAAUUACUUAUUUCUUCAGGUGAGUGUGCACCAAAUAACAAUACUGAAAAGCCUGUCCCUUGCAAGGCCAAGGAAAUAAAGCUUAAGUGAAACAGCUCUUGGGGGAAAAAUGCCACUUUACAAAUACUUUUCUAAGAAAAUAGCAUUAUAAUGAAGUUUUUACUGAAUUCCAUUAUUUAUAUGUUGAUGUGAACAUAAGUGGUUAAAAAAGUAUUCUUGCGGGACAUCUCAUUACUUUGUAGCUGUGGCGUUAUUAACCAGUGAAUGCUGUGGUCCGUAGCAAAAUGCGUUGUCUUCUGUGUGAUGUGGAAUUCAGGCCUGUAUUUUAAAAGAUGGUGUGGUUUUUCCCUUGUUUGUAGUUUAAUAAACAACUGCUCUAAUUGAUAUGUUUAGAUAUUAUAAAGCUUUACCUUUAAAAUAUUUUCAGGGUCUGUUCUGAGAUCACCCGCUGUUAAACUUCCCUAACCAAAAUACAAGUGUAGAAGAA